Paralichthys olivaceus (Japanese flounder) is the source of this 1472-nucleotide messenger RNA. It is a transcript of the gene shisa9b, whose product is annotated as shisa family member 9b. Lineage: Eukaryota; Metazoa; Chordata; Actinopteri; Pleuronectiformes; Paralichthyidae. The record is from RefSeq and is a predicted model, not a curated record. Gene Ontology annotation, cellular component: postsynaptic membrane; postsynaptic density; dendritic spine membrane. Gene Ontology annotation, biological process: regulation of short-term neuronal synaptic plasticity; regulation of AMPA receptor activity.
CAACAGCGGAGUAAAAAGUGAGCAACGAUGCGGGGCACUGAGCUGUUGCUCGGCUACUUUCUGGUGAAAGUUAUGGUGUGCGACGCGGAGGGCGAGCCGGGGCAGACCGUCGACGACUUCAUAGUGACCGGGUUUAACGAGUCCAAGGAUGGGGAGAGUGAAGUGACGGAGAGCCCGCAUGUGGAGGACAAGUGCCGAGGCUACUACGACGUGAUGGGCCAGUGGGACCCGCCGUUCGUGUGCAAGACCGGCAGCUACCUGUACUGCUGCGGCACCUGUGGCUUCAGGUUCUGCUGCGCGUUCAGGAGCUCCAGGCUGGACCAGACCACCUGUAAGAACUACGACACACCGCCGUGGAUGAUGACGGGCAAACCCCCACCGAAAGUGGACGUGGCGCUGGAGUCCGCGAAGGAUAAAACCAACCUCAUCGUGUAUGUCAUAUGCGGGGUCGUGGCCAUUAUGGCACUGAUAGGGAUUUUCACCAAGCUUGGUUUGGAGAAGACGCACCGUCCGCACAGAGAGAACAUGUCGAGGGCUCUUGCGCACGUGAUCCGCCACCCAGCCUCAGAACAUACGGACGACAUCGGACUCAGCCAUCACUAUGAGAACAUACAAACCAGAGUCACAGUUAACAGUCUCCAUAGCAGCCAGAUGAACAACAUCGUCCAAACGUCAACUCUGAUAGCUCAGCCAUACCCGGCAGUGGGACAGGUCACCAGUCCCUAUGAACAACAGAAGCCUGUCAAGGAUCUCAACAAGUAUGCCACGCUGAAGGCUGUGGCAGAGAAAGCUAAUGACAGCUACUACAGCAACCGGCGGCAACUGAUUGAGAUGACAACCAAGGGCAGCCUUCCUAUGGAAGCUGUGGAUAUGGAGCCAGAGCCGAGUAAUCCUUACAGCCCACCCAGACAGCUGUCCUCCAAGCAGAGUGAACACAAAUACAAGAGCCCCAAGAGCCACAGCUCCCAGUCCCUGUGUUACAGCUCCAGCAUUGUUGCCAGCCCAGCAAUGCUCACAUCCUGGGACAGCAAGGACACGCUGGGACUGAGACAGAGCUACGGCCCAAAGAAACUCUGCAUCGUGGAGAAGGAGCUGCACACCACUCGCUACAUGCCCCCACAACCAUACUUUGUCACCAACAGCAAGACAGAGGUGACAGUAUGAAGGAUUGUUUGAACAUCAGGCUUAACAGGAGUCUGUGAAAUACAGUAACUGCUAACUGAAGGCAGGUUUGCAAGACGGCAGCAUAGACCUAUUUCUGUAUGUGCAGUUGUGCAUGCAAUGAGAUGCAUUUAAGAUGCCAUCUACAGGUGAAGUGUGCUCUAACAGGACUCGGUAGCGAUCACCGUGCCCCAGGAAGACACAGUGAUUCAUAUAUUAUCAUCAAUAUUCAUAUAAUCCAAGUGCUAAUACAACACACAAAAGCUAAAUGUAUCAUUUAUAUCAGUGAUGAGACAUGUAACACCUACUGA